AUGCCACCGCUCAACCUUACCAACUUGACACCAGCAACCUUCAUCCUGGCUGGCAUCCCAGGCAUGGAGAAGUCGCACAUCUGGAUCUCGAUCCCGUUCUGCUCCAUAUAUCUGGCUGCCCUCCUAGGAAACGGUGUCCUGUUGUUCGUUAUAGGGACCGAACGUAGCCUCCACCAGCCCAUGUACCUCUUCCUGUCCAUGCUGGCCAUCGCUGACCUGAUGCUGUCGACCACGACUGUGCCCAAGAUGCUGGCUCUGUUCUGGUUCAGAGCGGGGGAGAUUUCCUUCGACGCCUGCCUGACCCAGAUGUUCUUCCUGCACUUCAGCUUCUCGGCAGAGUCGGUGAUCCUGCUGGCCAUGGCGUUUGAUCGGUUUGUCGCCAUCUGUUACCCCUUGCAGCAUGCGGCGGUGCUGACCCAGUCAGCCGUUGCCAAAACCGGGCUGGUGGCUUUACUGAGAAGUUUCUGCAUCAUUUUCCCCUGUAUAUUUCUUCUGAAAAGGCUGCCGUUCUGCGGGCACAACGUCAUCCCGCACACCUACUGCGAGCACAUGGGCAUCGCCCGGCUGGCCUGCGCCGACAUCUCCAUCAAUGUCUUGUAUGGCCUCGCCGUGCCUUUUGCAGCAAUAGUGGUAGAUGUCGUACUCAUUGCUGUCUCCUAUGUCUUAAUUCUGCUGGCAUUAUUCAGACUCCCUUCCAGGACUGCCCGCCACAAGGCUUUCAACACCUGUGGCUCUCAUGUCUGCGUUAUAUUACUGUUCUAUAUUCCUGCUUUUUUCACUGUUUUAACGCACCGCUUUGGUCAGGAAAUCCCCCACCACACCCACAUUCUCCUGGCCAACCUGUACGUGCUCUUCCCCCCACUGAUGAACCCCGUGGUGUAUGGUGUGCGGACACAGCAGAUAAAAGAGAAGGUUAUGAAAGUGUUCAACUGCCCCAAGAGUCGUUUGCUGCAAGAAUAA
Chroicocephalus ridibundus (black-headed gull) is the source of this 960-nucleotide messenger RNA. RefSeq names its product olfactory receptor 52B2-like. Gene Ontology annotation, molecular function: olfactory receptor activity; G protein-coupled receptor activity. The record is from RefSeq and is a predicted model, not a curated record. The transcript has a single exon. Gene Ontology annotation, cellular component: plasma membrane. Lineage: Eukaryota; Metazoa; Chordata; Aves; Charadriiformes; Laridae. The coding region runs from base 1 to 960 and encodes 319 amino acids. Gene Ontology annotation, biological process: G protein-coupled receptor signaling pathway.